Molecule: messenger RNA, 1352 nt
Organism: Labrus bergylta (ballan wrasse)
Lineage: Eukaryota; Metazoa; Chordata; Actinopteri; Labriformes; Labridae
Gene: mrps22
Product: mitochondrial ribosomal protein S22
Cellular component (GO): mitochondrial small ribosomal subunit
Molecular function (GO): structural constituent of ribosome
Source: RefSeq, a predicted model, not a curated record
AGGCGGACGCUAUUAGGUAAAAACAAACAUGGCGGCGCUCGGUGCGGCACGGUGCUUAUUUCGGAGCCAUUCUCGGGUUAAACAUGUGCAAAAGAGCAAGCACAUGCUGGUCAAAUGUGGCGCCCGGACGCUUUGUAGCGGAACCAAAGACACCGCCCUCUCAGAUGAUGCGAAGCCUCAGUUCACCGAUCCUUCUGUUCAGGACAUUCUCACCAGGAUAACUGGCCUGGACCUGCAGAAGGUGUUCCGACCAAUCAAACAGGAGCUGAAGCCGCCCACAUAUAAACUCAUGACAGACGAGCAACUAGAGCAGGCAACAGAGUUAGCCACAGAGCAGGCCAAGAAGCUGCUGAAGAUGCCACCUGUCCUGCAGGAGAGGAAGCCCAUAUACGAUGUGCUGUCCGUGGACAAGAUCCUGGCGGGCACCGACACAGCCAAAUAUGUCUUCACAGACAUCACCUAUAACAUCCCACACAGGGAGAGGUUCAUCGUUGUAAGGGAGACCGACGGGACGCUGAGGAAGGCGAAUUGGGAGGAGAGAGACCGGCUCAUUCAAGUCUACUUCCCAAAGGAGGGGCGGAAACUCACAGCGCCGCUCAUCUUCAAGGAAGAGAACCUCAAGAUGGUGUUCUCCCAGGACCGCCACGAGGAUGUGCUGGACCUGUGCCUGGUCCAAUUCGAACCAGACUCCUCAGAAUACAUCAGGGUACAUGCAGCCACCUAUGAGGACCUGGACAAGCACGGCAAAUAUGAGCUGCUGCGCUCCACCAGGCACUUUGGAGGCAUGGCCUGGUACCUGCUCAACGCCUGCAGGGUGGAUGGGCUUCUAGUGGACAUGCUGAAGAAAGAGCUUCUCCAGGAUGCAGUGAGCCUCGUGUCUCUGUUUCACAUGGUCCACCCCCACAGUGAGUCAGCCCAGGAAGCUGCUAACCAGCAGGCCACUGGCACCGACCUGCUGAAGAUCUAUGCCCAGAAGGACUCCCAGAGGUCGGGCUACAUUGAGCUGGCCCUACAGGCGUUUGAACAGCUUGAUGCGAAGAGCUCUGCUGCCUGACUGGCCCAUUCCUGAAUAGUUAUAUUCAAAUUCUUUUGUGUUUAACCAGAUGGAAUGUGGCCUCCAACAACGUGGAAUGCAACAAGUUUCCAUCCUCACUGUUUGGGUCGUUGUCAACAUGCUCCUCGGGUUAAAGGAAAGCUGUACUGAACAGCCAGACUGGAGACUUAUGUAUUCGACUAAGAUGCACUAAGUAGUUCAUUCUUUGUGGGAGAAAAAUAAUAUCACACCCUCAUUGUGUCAAAGUCAAAGCUGAAAUCAUGUACAUAAACAAAUAAAGAUCUUUGUACUUGUGUGA